Molecule: messenger RNA, 672 nt
Organism: Epithele typhae
Lineage: Eukaryota; Fungi; Basidiomycota; Agaricomycetes; Polyporales; Epitheliaceae
Product: FUN34 transmembrane protein
Exons: 5
Coding region: 1-672 (223 amino acids)
Cellular component (GO): plasma membrane
Molecular function (GO): acetate transmembrane transporter activity
Source: RefSeq, a predicted model, not a curated record
AUGUCCCACAUCGAGAAGGCCGAAACUGCGACCGUCUACGCCAACGGCACCACCGCCCAGCCCCAGUACUACCGCAAGCUGGGCAACCCCGGGCCUCUCGGCCUGUAUGGCUUCGCGAGCACGACGUUCAUCCUCUCGAUGUACAACGUCUCGGCGCGCGGGAUUGCGACGCCCAACGUCGUCGUCGGCAUGGCCCUCUUCGUCGGCGGUCUCGCCCAGUUCCUCGCUGGCAUGUGGGAGUUCGCCUGUGCCAACUCGUUCGGCGCCACUGCGUUCACGAUGUACGGCGGCUUCUGGAUGUCGUUCGCGACCGUCUUCAUCCCCGGCUCGGGCGUGACCGCGGCGUAUGCCACCGAGGAGGAGCUGCUCUCGGCGCUCGGCAUCUACCUCAUCACCUGGUUCAUCGUCACCUUCCUCCUCCUCAUCGCCUCCUUGAGGAGGAACAUCGGCCUCAUCGCGCUCUUCUUCUUCCUCACCGUCACUUUCGGCCUUCUCGCUGGCGGUUACUUCUCUGCAGACCACAUGCCAGAGCUGAUCAAGGCGGGAGGUUCGAUGGGGAUUGUCACCGCGCUGAUCGCGUUCUAUGUCGGCACCGCCGAGCUCCUCUCUGACCCCGUCAACUCGUGGUUCGCGCUCCCGCUCGGGCCGAUUCCCAAGGGCCGCAUCGAUUAG